ACGGGUUUGAAUGGGGACUGGACGCUUCAAUUUCACCACUAGUUCUAAAUAAUCAUGAUGGAAAUAACGCCGACCCCUCUGCCAACCGAGGCGCCCAUAGCGAUGAGUAGCACUGCACCUGCGCCAAAGAAUGAGACGACUAUGAAAUCAAGCGGUGAUGGCUGGAGACCGACGAAGCGAUUUUUGUUGGCAUUUAUGUCGCUGUUGACGAUCGUGGCAGCCAUCGCAAUUGAAUCGACCAGUUUACCCACUGCACUCCCUAUUAUGAGUGCUGACUUAGGCGGUACCGCUCUACAAGCGUUCUGGUCUGGAACCAGUUUCCUUCUGGCUUCGACUGUAAUCCAGCCUACGGUCGCCUCAAUGUCGCAUAUCCUAGGCCGAAGAAUGAUGCUAUAUUUUAGCAGUGCUGGAUUUGCGGGUGGUUCUCUCAUUGCUGCACUUGCCCAGAACUUCAACAUUGUUCUUAUCGGACGAACUGUCCAGGGAGCAGGAGGUGGAGGACUCAUCGUACUUCUAGAGAUCUUGAUAUCCGAUCUCGUGCCUCUCGCGCAUCGUGGUACUUGGUUCAGCAUAAAUUCUAUGAUGUGGGGUGUGGGUACGGCGACGGGGCCCAUUAUCGGGGCCGGAUUCGCCCAAGACAUCUCAUGGAGAUGGAUUUUCUGGAUCAAUUUACCCAUUGUUGGUCUUGGUAUGCUCUUUGUUACAUUAUUCUUGAAGCAGGCCCAGAUACCGGGAGAUAUCGCCGAGAAACUCAAGAGGUUUGACUGGUCUGGCUCUGUACUAUUUUCCGCUAGUUCAGCAAGUUUCUUAUAUGGAAUCACCUCCGGCGGUGUUAGAUUUCCAUGGUCAUCCUACCAAGCUCUCGUACCACUAGUCGCUGGAUUGGUUGGGAUGUUCUGUUUCGUUUAUUGGGAAUUUUAUUUCGCUACAGCACCCAUAAUCGACAAGCGCAUCUUCAAGACUUGGACUGCUAUAUCCGCAUAUAUCCAGACUAUGCUGCAUGGCCUUAUCUUAUGGGCCGCCAUAUACUUUCUCACCCUAUUUUACCAGGCCGUUAAGCUAUAUUCCCCUGUAACUUCGGCGGUAGCCCUUCUUCCAGAGACAGUAGGUCUAUCGCUUGCGAGCGUUGCGGUAGGUGUCUUAACAGGCAUCACUAAAAGAUACCGCUGGGCUCUGUGGAGUGGAUGGGCCCUCACCACAACCGGCGCUGGCCUUUUAUAUCUUUUAGGUACUCACACCACUGUUACUCAAUGGGUUUUCUUGAAUAUACCGUUUGGAAUUGGGACUGGUAUGCUUUUCACGGCAGAGAUCCUGGCUAUCCAAGCUGCUACCGAGCCCGAGCUCAAUGGCGAAGCCGCCGGCUUUUUCUCUUUCAUCCGCAUCUUCGGUCAAGCCCUUGGUGUCGCAAUUUCAGGAGUGAUAUUCCAAAAUUCACUGAAACAAAAACUUCUCCAAAUUCCCGGUUUCGCGUCCCUUGCUGAUGAAUAUUCGCGCGAUGCGACAGCAAUAGUCGCUCUCAUACAAGGAAUGACCGACGGUAAUACCAAGACGCAGAUGAUCCAAGCAUUUUCGGAUGCGCUUGGUUCUAUCUGGUUAUCGUUGUUGGCGUUCUCAGCUACCGGUUUGUUACUGAGCAUGACGGUGAAGGGUUAUUCGAUGGCCCAGGAGCAUGUCACUUCUCAGCAUUUAGUGCAGGAGAAGGAUGGUGCUGGCAAUGAAGAGGCUGGCAGAACCCAAGCGUAGCGGGCGCUAACGUCUAAUUGCUCUGUGGCAGCCAAGUAAAUACAGCGCUUCAGUACAUAAACCAAGCCCUAUUAGCUUCAGUGCAGUGACGCCAUGUACCUACCUAGGUAACCAUUCGUUUAGCACGUCCCGUCCUCCGGGGGGGAAAGUCCAUAAUGUGACUUCCAACUCCUAACGAUGUUCGCUCAAAUGCAGGCA
This is a messenger RNA of Hypoxylon trugodes, 1941 nucleotides long. Its product is annotated as major facilitator superfamily transporter. Lineage: Eukaryota; Fungi; Ascomycota; Sordariomycetes; Xylariales; Hypoxylaceae. The coding region runs from base 55 to 1743 and encodes 562 amino acids. The transcript is spliced from 9 exons. The record is from RefSeq and is a predicted model, not a curated record. Gene Ontology annotation, molecular function: transmembrane transporter activity. Gene Ontology annotation, biological process: transmembrane transport.